AUGUUUUCGGCCGCAAGAUCAAGUCUUAGAAGGGCAUAUUCGACUGCUGCUCCAAAAAAGCUUACUAUCGGUUUGAUUCCAGGUGAUGGUAUCGGUAAAGAAGUUAUUCCUGCCGGACAGCAGGUUUUGCAGGCAUUACCAUCAAAGUAUGGUCUCACUUUCGAUUUCAUGAACCUCAAGGCUGGCUUUGAGGAGUUCAAGAAUACAGGUGUUGCUCUUCCAGAUGAAACUGUUCAAACUUUGAAGACUAAGUGUGAUGGAGCUUUGUUUGGAGCCGUUUCUUCUCCAACCCACAAGGUUAAGGGAUACUCAUCUCCAAUUGUUGCUCUUAGAAAGAAAAUGGGCUUGUAUGCUAACGUGAGACCGGUUAAAUGGGUGCAAGGACAGGGAAUCCCUGUUGAUAUGGUUAUCGUCAGAGAGAACACCGAGGAUUUGUACAUCAAGGAAGAGAGAAUUUUCAACAGAAAUGGCGAGAAGGUCGCAGAGGCCAUCAAGAGAAUCAGUGAAAAGGCUUCCUGGAAGAUAGGCAAGAUUGCACUUGAGAUUGCAUUGAGAAGACAGAAGGUCAGAGAGCAGACUGGUGACUCCAUUCACAAAUCCGCAUCUCUCACGGUGGUUCACAAGUCAAACGUGUUGUCCGUUUCCGAUGGCUUAUUCAGAGAGACCAUCAGCAAUCUCUACAAGCAGGACUUGGCCAAGUACGGCUCUGUCGAGUAUAAAGAGCAGAUUGUCGACUCUAUGGUCUACAAGAUGUUCAGGGAACCUCAAAUCUUUGAUGUUGUCGUGGCUCCAAACUUAUAUGGUGAUAUCUUGUCGGAUGGUGCUGCCGCUUUGGUCGGAUCCUUGGGUCUUGUUGCCUCUGCCAAUGUUGGAGACAACUUCGUGAUUGGAGAGCCAACUCAUGGCUCUGCCCCAGAUAUACAAGGUAAAGGUAUUGCAAACCCAAUUGCAACCAUCAGGUCUACUGCCAUGAUGCUUGAAUUUAUGGGAUAUCCAGAACCAGCAGCCCAGAUUAUGGCUGCUGUUGAUGCCAACUUGAAGGAGAACAAGAUUACGACUCCUGAUCUUGGCGGUAAGUCCUCCACAACUGAUGUUGUUGAGGAUGUCUUGCGCAGAUUGUAA
Molecule: messenger RNA, 1122 nt
Organism: Brettanomyces bruxellensis
Lineage: Eukaryota; Fungi; Ascomycota; Pichiomycetes; Pichiales; Pichiaceae
Gene: LYS12
Product: homoisocitrate dehydrogenase
Exons: 1
Coding region: 1-1122 (373 amino acids)
Biological process (GO): tricarboxylic acid cycle; isocitrate metabolic process
Cellular component (GO): mitochondrion
Molecular function (GO): isocitrate dehydrogenase (NAD+) activity; NAD binding; magnesium ion binding
Source: RefSeq, a predicted model, not a curated record